AUGCCCUCCCUCCAGGACACCCUCGACACCCUCGCACAGCACUCGGCCCAGAUCGCCUACCUCUCCACCCUCAACACAGCCCCAGCGGGCCCCUUCACCUCCGCUUACCUCUACCUCCCUCCGCCCCAUCUCGCCCAUGUGCCCGAAGAAAAGGGAAACGUCCUCCACCUCAUAAGAGAUGCCUCCGAUGCAGAGCGGAGAUUAUUCAAAUUUGUGGGAGAAGGCGAUGCUCUUGCGACUGCUGGAGAGGGCAAGGGCAGGGGUGGUGGUAACAAGCGGGUGGAGAAGAGAGAUGGGGGUAUUGUGACACCUUUGAAGGAGCUCAAGGCCAGAGCCGAAUCAGAAAAGGACGAAACAGAAGUCAUGUUGAGGACUGCAUUGAAACUCGUUGAUGAUUAUCGUUCCAUGCCGAGAGCUAGGGCCCACGUCCAAAACCUGUUGGACUCUCACCACGCCAACCUGGAUCGUCUUGCCGAACUGGAAAUGCUUAUCGAAGAGGCGAGCCAACCUACUGCUGGCGCUCCUUCAUCGCCCAGGCCUGCUCAACCCAAAGACCUCGGCGAAUCUAUAUCUGGAGAACCCAAAGAAAAGCUUUCCGCGGAAGAAGCUCUCAAAGCUGAAGAGGCUGCUCUUCGCGCUCUCGAGUCUAAAUUAGCACCUCUUCGUCGAGCCGCAAGAGACAACCAGACAGAGUCGCAAGAUUCCGUACCUCCUCAAGGACGAAACAUUCCCCAGUCACCACCUUCAUCAUCAUCUCAAGCCACCGAAACUUCACUCACAUCUUCACAGAUGCCUUCGCAACCGCGCACGCCCGGGCGUUCCAUGCCUCAUGUGACGAAUUCGCUCGUUAAUGCUACACCCAGACAUGAGCGCAAUGACUGGCCAGAAAGGAUCGACAGGUUCAGCCCUCUCAAGUUGUUGACUACCCCUCGAGCUCCUCGGCCACUGGGUGGCACAGGUCUGAGAGAAGGCAUAUUUGAGAGGGCGCGAGCUUUUCAGGCUGCGUCAGCUUCAGGAGGUGUACCGCCCUCAGCGCCGAGAGGUCUGACAGCGUCGUUGUUCGGCAAACGCCAAAUGACCCCGUCAGAGCCCAGGGUGAAUGAGACUCCGGCUCCCAAUCCACGAGAAGUGCUGGUGGAAGAAGGAGUGGACCAGGCGGACGAGACUGUGAGACUGAAUAGGGCGCCUUCGCCCCCAAAUCCGGUACAGACCCCGCCUACGCCAACACCAGCUGUCCCGGUGACACCUCCGAAGUCACAAGAAGAUACUCUGGCGGAGACACCACGUGCUGCUGUAUCCCCACCCAAACCAUCUCCCGUUGUUAUGGAAGCCUCGGCGAAAUCUGCAGAUGGCAUAGAUGUGGAGUCGGCGGGCGUGAAGGCUGGCGUUGCCAGAAUAUGGGCUCAUUGGAGCGAUAUAAUGAGACAAGGUGUCAACGGCGGAGAAACCGUCUCGGAAGAUCCACGUUCUUCAGUCGACCAUAUCAUUCGCUUAUCAAAGUCUGACCCCCCGGCACCACCAUCUCCAAGCUCGUCCUCCUCCAUAUCUGCCUUGUCCUCCGGCCUCCAGUCGGCCAGACCCAUCAACUCCGAUACUAUCCUUUCUGCCCACCUUUUCCUUUCUCUCCUUCGUGCUUCGUCAGGCGAUACCCAAGAAGUGGACAUGGAUGAGCUCAAGGAGACUAUACAGUCUAUAGCGCAGGCCAAGGGAUGGGGCGACGCCGGGACAGGGUCGAGGAUCGUCUUUGCGGCGGUGGGGAAGAAAGUAAUCACGAUUAAUUGGAAAGGAGGAGGCAAACGAGUGAGAUUUUUGGACUGA
Molecule: messenger RNA, 1818 nt
Organism: Cryptococcus wingfieldii CBS 7118
Lineage: Eukaryota; Fungi; Basidiomycota; Tremellomycetes; Tremellales; Cryptococcaceae
Exons: 5
Coding region: 1-1818 (605 amino acids)
Source: RefSeq, a predicted model, not a curated record